CUGUAGCACAGUCGCUGUUGCCGAAUCGUGGUGGCAAUAAACGGAGCUGUACAGAAGAGUAGACCUACAACAUCCGGGCAAUAGUCAGCUUGCGCAGAAACGGAAUGGCGGAGGUGGGUGAAAAGCCUCUGAAGAUGAGUGUAGAGGUUGUGGCCUAGUGGAGAGCGGAUGAGGUACAGCGAUGACGGCCCUCAGUGGGAGAAGCAGAAGUCUUAACAGGCCUUAGAGGAGUUGGAGGAGAACUUACCUCGCCCCAUGAAGAUGGCAGCGCAAUCCCACACUGCCAAUGAGCUUCCUUUGGAAGAUCUGCUGGCUCUGUAUGGCUAUACAGUGUCAGAUCGAGAGAAGGAGACCUGUCACAUGGCUGCCAACCUGCCAGGCAUGACACUGGACAAGGAUCAGAUAACUGAGGAGCUCUUUCCUGGGGAGGAGGAAGAAGAAUCAUCGGCUGAUGAUCUCACCCCGUCAGUCACCUCGAACACCUCAGAUCUGCUCCGCGGUCUCCGAGGCGGAGACAAAGACACAUUAGUCAGCUCAUCAGAUGAAGACUCUGACAAUGCCUCUAUUCCCUCCAACGAGGAGCACAAGGAGAUCAUGGUUGGCUCUAUGUAUCAGGCAAAAAUCCCUCCACUCAGCCCGUAUGCCUACAAGGAGAGAGCCUACAGCAGUGAGGACCAGUUGCUGUGGAGGCCAGGUGUUCUGCCGGUGCAGGAAGUGGAGGAGUUCUUGCUAAAUACACAGAGACCACGUGGCCAGGAGGGGGCAGCAUGCACACUGGUGCAAGGGGGCACUGUCCGAGACAACGAACAGGCGCUGUAUGAACUAAUAAAAUGCAACUUCAACGCAGAAGAGGCACUGAGACGAUUGCGCUUCAACGUGAAGGUGUUUAGUGAUGAGCUGUGUGCCUGGAGUGAGGAGGAGAGUAGGAACUUUGAGCAUGGCUAUCGAGUUUACGGGAAAAACUUCCACCUUAUUCAGGCUAAUAAGGUACGAACGCGCUCUGUGGGCGAAUGUGUGGAGUAUUACUACAUGUGGAAGAAGUCUGACCGUCAUGAGUAUUUUACCCAACAGGCCACCAGGCUCAGCCGCAAGAAAUACAGCCUGCAGUCAGGGAGCAUGGACGAUGGAGACCAGGAUGGGGAGGUCGGGGAGCUGGAAGGAAGCAACAAUUCCUCAGGCUUGUUGUCUCACAGCUCCAUGGGCCACGGGCAGCUGGAGUCCCCAUUACCUCCACAGUCGAAGUUGGACCUAAACAAACGAGGAGGAGGGCCGUCCGCGGCGCAGACGAACUCCCCGCUUUCUCUUAAAGCCAUGAACUUCCACACAGGCCACAGAAAGCAGGCUGGGCCUGCAGGUAAAGAAGAUGGUGAGCUGGUGAUGGGGCUGUCAGAGCUGUGUGGAGACGGAUGUCCUCAGCAGCUGUUUGGCUGUCCCUUCUCUCUGCCACCCAUGGACGAACUGCGGGAUCCUGGCUUAGAUAGUUGUUGUCCCUCAACCACGGUCCAGUUCCAGUCCCAGCCCUCCGCCCUGAGUCCCCAGUGGGCCUGCGGGAGCCCUCCGUCCUGCCAUGACGACCACUGCCUCCCUGGCUCUCUCUUCUACCAGCUACACAUGCGAGGUGGACCUUUUGUUUCUGAGGACCCUAACUGUGAUACACCCGGCGGUGGGACUGGCGCCCCCCAUGGGCUGCAGGUGGAAUUUAGCCUGCCGUCUGCCUCACCUCCCUCAUCUGCUGUCCUCCCUUCACACUUCCAGGCAUUUGGCAACCUGUUGCACCCCUCUCCUGUCCAGCAUUCCCACUCUCUUACACAGUGAGGGGACACAGGAAAAUCAAAAUUGAGUGGUACUCUUUGUGGUUGGCCCUUUGUCGAAAUCAUUGAUCGGUGUUGGUAUUUACACUGGGCUUACAGAAACCAGGACAAAAAGUGCAUUUACCUUACUUUAUGAAAAAGGAUGGACCUACUACCUGUACUGGGGGGUUACUUGUCCAUCUGAACCUUCUUUUUAAAAGGAGACACUUGAACCUCCUGUACAUUGUGGAAGUGUUAAUCGCUGCUUACAGGUUUGAUUAUAUGUUUAUUAACAGUUUAUCACCACAACCUGCCCCAGGGCAAUGUUAUUGAUUAGCCAUCAUGAAUAUAUACUUGUGAAAGCACAGUGCAGGGGAUGACAGCUGCAGUGACCAUGCAAGCAAACCAGAAGCAAGUUGCCUAUAGUCCAUGUUUUUCUAAAACAGAUCAGUGAUUAACAAAUGUGAACAACUGUUGCUUUGUUUUCUUAUUUAUCAAGAUGGAGAAGUUUGGGGGUUUUUUUUUGUUUCUUUGUUUUUUUUAAAAUAAGUUUAAUAGCCAAUAACGUUUCUUUGAGUUCUGCUAUUUGCUCUGCACUUUUGCCGCUGCAGCCGUUUGAGAUCUGUUUCUGAACAGUGCCACAGUGACAUGGCUGCUGGAAGUCUCACCAUAGAGUAAAAUCUGUCCAUUCAAACAACAUACAAUAGUUUUUUAAUACAUUAAACUUCCUCUAAUCAGCCUGUAAUUUUCUUUCUCUUUUUGGUUGCUCAUGUCUUUGCUUCUCUGAACUUCCAGCCUCCUCAUCUCAAACUGUAAACCUUUGGCACAAGAAUCAAGCUUUCUCAAGAGUUUUGUUUAACUAUGAAGACCCUGAAACUAAAGAAAAUUUUCUUUAAGUUUAUUUAAACAUGGAGCAGUGUAGAAGCAACAAGAAGUGUAGUAUUUUUGCAGAGUUUUUCUUUUUAGUUUUGCUUUUGUCAAAGUUUUCCUCCUUGCUGUCCCAGGAGAUUUAUAAAAGUGCAGUGCAUUGUUACCAUUUCUGGUCACUGUUUCUGUCAUGUUGAAUAUUAAGUAAAGUACCAUGAAGAGCCUGUUUGACCCGCAGAAUAGGCUUAGAAUAAAAUAUGUAAAUGUAAAAUGUACAUGCUUAAGUAGGUGGGUCACUGAAUCCGAACAGUUUCUCAGGUGCUGCAACUUUGAAGGGGCUUUGAGGGGCUGACCUUCAGUGAUCAGUGAGAGUCAGUCACUUUCAUUCUGGACAGGUGUCAUACGAACAUACAGUUAGAAAAGGGAUUAUGUUAUCGGACAUUUCUUGGAUUAAGACACACCUUGUGGGUAAAAGUAAAAAUGUAUGUAGUGACAGACGUUGAGGUCCAGAGGCAUCUUCUGUAUGCCUCUUGGAGCCUCCAUUUUAUUUUGACAAAAUCCCACCUUUGAGCUCUUUGAAAACCAGCAACAAGGAAACAACAUCCAAGUAAUCUCAAUUCAUGAACAGCAAUUUGCGAAGAUGUGGAAACAAAGGAACAAUUAUAAUAUUUCUAGUGUCAGAGCUAAAAAUAUUAUAGUUAGUCCCUCUUUACUAGAUUUGCUGAUUCAACCAAUACAAGACAUCUCUCUUUUUCCUUUGAAUUGUUUCCUUGAGCAUCUUUAAUGACCUCUACCAGACAUUUUGAAAUAUACUGAAAAAUUUCAGAUAUGUAUAUGUGCUUAAAUUUCUAAUGAUUAUUUUUUUACAGUACAAAUCUCUUAUUAAGCACUGCAUAACAGAUCCUCUGCUCCCCCCAUCAGUUAGAAUGGUCGGGCUGUGAUAUGACAAAUACAUGUAGAUGGACUUAACAUAAAGGUUAUCACAGUACGUAUUAUCUUAUUAUUUAAUAUUAUGUAACACAAUAAAUGGAUGACCUUUAAAAUCCCUCUUGUUAGGAACAAUUUUAUACAUUUCACAAAAUCAUGUUUUGAUUUGUGUAAUCAUUCAUAUGAGGUAUUUUCCUCUGCAUGUCAGUAGAUUGCAGUCACACACUGUCUCUAAAGGGGUAAAGGAAACGUUACAGGGAGGGAAAGGAUUGUGCUGGUUAUUCUUCCUUUCGUCUGUCCAUCUAUUUAUUCCAUAUUUCUGUCUAUAAAUGUACGAGCUCUUCCUGUGAUCCCCGUUUAAAGCCAAGCCGGUUUCAGAUUGUUUUGUCUUUGACUGUUUACAUGAGGGAGGUUCAGGACAAGACCACGAAGGCAGAAAAAGGAGCAGAAUCACUGCCUUUUGUUAAUUCUUUAUUUUCACUUUUAUUUUUAGCAAUUUAUAUAUUGUACUGCUUCUGUUAUGUUUGUUUAUAAUUAUUGUAUUUUGUAAAGAAGAAACAAUUAAAAUGAACAAUGGUAAAAUA
Xiphias gladius (swordfish) is the source of this 4168-nucleotide messenger RNA. RefSeq names its product mesoderm induction early response 1, family member 2 (gene mier2). Gene Ontology annotation, biological process: negative regulation of transcription by RNA polymerase II. Lineage: Eukaryota; Metazoa; Chordata; Actinopteri; Istiophoriformes; Xiphiidae. The record is from RefSeq and is a predicted model, not a curated record. Gene Ontology annotation, cellular component: nucleoplasm. Gene Ontology annotation, molecular function: transcription corepressor activity; histone deacetylase binding.